This is a messenger RNA of Williopsis jadinii, 3221 nucleotides long. It is a transcript of the gene BRO1, whose product is annotated as Bro1p. Gene Ontology annotation, cellular component: endosome. Gene Ontology annotation, molecular function: protein binding. Gene Ontology annotation, biological process: protein transport to vacuole involved in ubiquitin-dependent protein catabolic process via the multivesicular body sorting pathway. The coding region runs from base 73 to 2805 and encodes 910 amino acids. The record is from RefSeq and is a predicted model, not a curated record. The transcript is spliced from 2 exons. Lineage: Eukaryota; Fungi; Ascomycota; Saccharomycetes; Phaffomycetales; Wickerhamomycetaceae.
CAACCAUCAACAACAAAUUGAGUCUUGCCACGGCGGCUGUGUUACUGUACGGGGCGGCUGAAUACGGAAGCAAUGACGAAGAACAAUUUCAUAUCACCAAAGCUGAGAACGACCAAGAAUUUGGAUUGGUCGCAGCCAUUGAAGACGUAUCUCAAAGCGCUGUACGGGACCUCCUUAGACUUAUCAUCGCAGGUGUCGACCUUCUCGAAGCUCAGAGAAUGUGUCAAGGAUCACUCAGACACCAACCUCUCCCUGUUGAAGGAUAUGUAUUAUAAAUACUAUGGGCAAUUGGAGCUAUUGGACUUGAGGUUGCCAAUUGGCGAUGGUGUUCGUGUUAAAUUCACCUGGUACGAUUCGUAUGACGCCUCAGAAUCGCAUUCUCAGCAUUCGUUGGCUUUUGAGAAGGCGUCAGUGUUGUAUAACCUAGGCUGUGUAUUAUCGCAGUUGGGUGCUGAAAAGACAGAAGAGGAAGAGUUCAAAUACGGUUACCAGUACUUCCAGUACGCUGCUGGUGUAUUCAAGUUUAUCAGUGAGAAUUUCCUCCAUGCCCCAUCUGAGGACCUGAGCGGUAAGACAAUGGCAUUCUUGGUUCCGUUGGAAUUGGCACAGGCUCAGGAAUCAUUCUUGUUGAAAGUAUUGGAUGAAAAUGGUAAAGUUAGCUUGCUCUCAAAGAUGGCCCAAAGUUGUUCGGUGUUCUACUCCACGGCGUUGGAAAAGCUUGAACCUUUAGAAGAGUUUGGUGAAUCUUCUUGGUCCAACAUCUUGCAGUACAAGGCAAAGUUUUAUGAAGGGUUAGCUUUUUAUGAACAUGCGUUGAGCAUUGAGGAGACAAAGGUUGGUGAAGCAAUUGUGUCUACAAAGUUGGCAUUGGAAUCAUGGGCAGAUUGUAAAAGCUUAGAUCCAAUUGGCAUCGACUUGAAGGGAUACAUCACUUUGGCGGAGCAGAAGAGUACCACGCUAAACAAGGAAAAUGACUUGAUCUAUCAUGAUCUGCUCCCUCAAAAGGAAACUAUUGAGGUCAAGCCCUUGGAUGCUGCGAAGGCCAUUAGCCUGAAUGAUCAGAAGAUUGAACAAAUUAUUGGUGAAGAUAUAUUUGAAAAGAUCAUCCCUAUGAAUGUCCAUGAAAAGCUCAGUUAUUACUCUGAAGAAAAGGCCAAGCUGCUCCGCUCUCAAAUUGAGAAUAACCAAACUUGUGAUAUUGAACUAACUUCAUUCUUGGAAUAUUUGAGACUACCAGGUUCUUUACAGGAGUUCAAGAAUAGCGUUAACAAGAAAUUGGAUGACCGUCUAGUUACUUGGUCUCAAAAGGUGGCAUCUUCCAAAUUCAGUGACCCAGAGCAAAAUAUGAACACUAUAAAUUUCAAAAGGGAUACCAUAACAAGUUUGAUCAAACAGUUGGAAACACGCCUAGAUGGCGAACUGGAUUCCAGUGCCUCUGGUUUAAGGGACGAAUUGAUGAACGCUAAACAAUCUCUUCUAGCGGCGUCCAACUUGGAUGAUCAGAUUUUUGCAACUAUUAAACAAGAUAUUCCAAAUCUCAAGAUAUUGAGGAACUCUUCCACUUUGCAAUCCUCCUUUUUCAACGAGAAAAACGAUGUUAGCUUGCUGGACUUUGAUGACUCCUCCUCCUCUGAAUCUGUUAAGCAGAGCAUUGCUAAAAUUGAAUCAAACUUGAGAGUGUUGAAUGCAAUGAAAACUGAAAGAUCUAAAGUUAUCGAAGAUUUGAAGAACUCGAUUCAAGAAGAUGAUAUUUCCAACAUCUUAGUUUUGAACAACAAGAAGCUUAAUGAUAAAGAGGAGAAGGAACUCUUUGCUCAAGAGCUGACAAAAUUCGAGCCUUUAACUAACCGUCUUGAAUCAAUCAUAUUCAAACAACCUCAACUCAUCAAAGAGAUUAAGACAAACUAUGAUUCCAUCAUCUCAUCCAACAGUGAAAUUUCAGAGAGGGCUAAAAGGAUUACAUCUUUCGAGAAAUCAUACUCUUCAUUCCAAGACUAUGAAGUCAACUUUCAAAAAUCUAUUGAUUUUUAUGACAAUCUGUUGAAGUUUGUGAGAGAUGUUGAGGCAAAUGUUAACAAGUUUCUUGCCGAUAAAGCCUCUCAGAGACAGCGAAAUCUGUCACAAUCAUCCCAACCACCAGAUAUGCUGAGGGAUCGUUUUAGCAAACUGAGUGUAUCUUCACAAAGUCCGAGGGGUUCAUUUGCUACGCCACCGACACCAACAACCUCUCAGAGCUAUGCUGUUGCACCUUCUCAGGUUUCCUAUCAAACACCUCCAUCUCAAACUUCUUACCAAACACCACCAACCCAGGCUUCUUAUCAACCACCACAACCUCAAGUGUCCUAUCAGCAACCAAUCCCCCCUUCCCAGCAGCAAAGGCCAUCUUAUUCCCUACAAACAUCUGUCCCAUCAACACCGGAGUAUCCAUCAGCUCAGCCAUCGUAUCCAUCAUAUAACAAUGCUCCACCUGCUCAACCUUCCUAUCCAUCUUAUGAUAAACCACAAUAUGCACAACCGCAGCAGCAGGCAUCAGCACAAUCGUUUCAACAGUCCUAUCAACAACCAUAUCAACAACCAUUUUCAAACGAUAGACCUGCUCUACCACCGAAGGCCCCAACCGCUUCUCAAGGCCCGCGUGUAUCGGUUCCUCAGCCACCUAUUUUACAAGAUAAUAGGUUCCCUUUCUACAAUGAACCAAGCACUUUCAAUUCGGGAAUGUACGAUCAGUUUGCAAAUCCCACGGGCACUGGGUCAAGACCAAGUUAUUCACAGCCAUACGACCCAAACAAGCCAUACAAUCCAUAGGUCAAUGUGAUAUACUUCAACGUUUUUGUUGCACAUGGUUGUAUCGCACUGUAGAUAUUUCUACAAUUUCAAACUAUGAUCCUGUCGGAUUCAAAAUAUAUAUGAUUAUCUAAACCUUUAAGGACAUCAGGAUUGCAUCUGGUUGAUCUAAUUUCUGCUGACUAUAGUACCCAGGGAUCACCUCCUUCUCCUCAAACCCCAAUCUCUCAUACCACUGUUUAACCUCUGGUUGUUUAACCCAGACGUGAAGCGUAAGCUCGUGGACAUAGCUUGUCUUUGCCUGUUCAAUGGCAUACUCAACCAGCUUCUUACCGAUUCCCUUGUGUCUAUAAGGUUCAAGCACUGCAAGAGAUUCGAUGUAAACACUCGUGGGCACCUUGUGGUGCUGUGGUACAAUCAACUUGGCUUUGAUUGCG